CUUGGGAAGUGGAGGCGCUGAUCGGCGCAAGGGCAGGGCGGCUCGAUCGAUUGGUAGAUUCAUCUCCGCGAAGAAAUGCCUCCGAAAGCCGCCGACAAGGGGUCCAAGGAGAAGCAGAAGGCCGAUUUGGCGAAGAAGCAGAAGCUCGUGGAGGACAAGACAUUUGGGCUCAAGAACAAGAACAAGAGUAAGAAUGUCCAGAAGUAUGUGGCGAGCCUCCAGCAAUCCGUGCAGUCUCGUGUCAAGCGCGAGGAGGAUCCCAAAGCUGCUCAGAAGAAAAAGAAGGAAGAGGAAACUCAGCGGGAGAAGGAGCUGAAUGAGCUCUUCAAGGUUGCCAUCAGCCAGCCGAAAGUUCCAGUUGGUGUCGAUCCAAAGUCAGUCGUUUGCGAGUUUUUCAGGAGGGGACAGUGCGCCAAGGGAUUCAAGUGCAAGUACUCUCAUGAUCUCAAUGUGGAGAGAAAGGGAGAGAAGAUCGACCUCUACAGUGACCAGCGUGAUAAUGAGACCAUGGAAGAAUGGGACCAGGAGACGCUGGAGAAGGUUGUGGAAUCCAAAGGGAACGAGUACAUGAACAACAAACCAACCGAGAUAGUGUGCAAGUACUUCCUGGAUGCCGUUGAGAAGAAGCAGUAUGGCUGGUUCUGGGUGUGUCCCAAUGGUGGUAAAGACUGCCAUUACCGACAUGCGUUGCCACCAGGGUACGUUCUGAAGUCUCAAAUGAAGGCGUUGCUGGAGGAGGAAGCUGAGAAACUAAGCAUUGAAGAGGAGAUCGAAGAACAGCGAACAAAGGUUUCGACGACCACCCCUCUAAAUGCUACGAUCUUCAGCGAAUGGAAGAAGAGAAAGGAGCAGGAAAGGGAAGCGAUGUUGGCACAGAAGAGGGCUGAACGAGCGAAGAAUGACAGAAUGAGUGGAAGAGAACUCUUUGCCUCUGACGCAAGCUUGUUCGUCGACGAUUUGGAAGCUUGCGACGAGUAUGAGAGAGACGAAGAGGAACCCGGAAGUAGCUCCAAAGCUCAGGAUUCGAAGGCAACUGAUACCGCGGUAACUGCUGCUGCUGGAUCGUCGUCAGCGUCUGCGGAUCCAGCCGAGAUUGACGAGGACGACGAAGCGAUUCCAGACGUUGAGGACGAUGAUCUGGACGAGGACGAGCUCAACGAGUUGGAAGCUAGGCUAGCUAGUUCGGGCGUAGGUGGCGAUACUUAGACAAAGUUCCCGAGAUUCACGGUGGCUUUUAUUAAACCCUCGGCGAAAUGUUUGUUCUUCGUUCUUCCUGGCAAUUGGAAAGCUUUUGAAAA
Selaginella moellendorffii is the source of this 1298-nucleotide messenger RNA. RefSeq names its product zinc finger CCCH domain-containing protein 11. Gene Ontology annotation, biological process: cytoplasmic translation. The transcript has 8 exons. The record is from RefSeq and is a predicted model, not a curated record. Gene Ontology annotation, cellular component: cytosol. Gene Ontology annotation, molecular function: metal ion binding; mRNA binding. The coding region runs from base 76 to 1206 and encodes 376 amino acids. NCBI's taxonomy places the organism in Eukaryota, Viridiplantae, Streptophyta, Lycopodiopsida, Selaginellales, Selaginellaceae.